Molecule: messenger RNA, 1020 nt
Organism: Oryza sativa Japonica Group (Japanese rice)
Lineage: Eukaryota; Viridiplantae; Streptophyta; Magnoliopsida; Poales; Poaceae
Source: RefSeq, a predicted model, not a curated record
AUGGACAGGCACCUCCUCGUCGUCCAGGACAUCGCCGCGGUGCUCUUCCCGGCCACCGAGCGCGUCCUCGGCAGGGCCGACGACCUCGUCCUCCUCGUCGAGUCCCUGCCCGCCAAGCUCACGGCGCGAUCGACGGCCUCGAGGCCUUCGUCGCCGGCGCCGUGGGGCACCCGCUGGGGCACGGGGCACGGCGGUGGUGGCGGCCGAGCACGGGGGAGCUCCCCAUCCCAUCCACUGUCUUUCGCUUCGCCUAGCUCGCCCUCCGCUGCUCUGCCCGCGGCCGCGCUCGCCCGCCGCCCCUCCGCCGCCGCGCUCGCCCUCCGCUGCUUUGCCCACUGUUGCGCUUGCCCGCCGCCGCUCCUCUGCCGCGCUCGCAUAUUGUGUGUUAGUGGCUGGUUGCAGGAAGCAGCCGGGCCGUGCUUGGGCCGGGCCAAAAUUGCGGGCUUCGUGCCGGGCCGUGGGCCUCGGGCCAUAUGGCCAUCUAUACCCGGCGUAUAUGCGUAUGAGCUACUCCUAUGGGCUCGGAAGGAACUCGAGAACUUGGAGGUCGUCACGGCGGACGACGGCGGCGGUGGCGGUGGCGGUGGCAACAACGUGCAUGGCGACAAGGCUCCCGUUGACGGCAAAGGAGAGGCAGCGACUCCGGCGAAACGCGCCGACGUAUCAGGUGGCCAAGAAUGCGGCGUGGUCCGCGUGGAGGAUGUACAGCGGGUGGAGACGCCAGCUGGAGAGAUCACGAAUGCCAUGAAGGACACGGAGAUCAUGAAGAAUAAGGACCAGGAGAGAGGAGGCAGCGAGAGGGAAGAAGAGGAGACCGUUGCCAUGGCCGGCACGGGGAGCAGGGAGGAAGCAUUGCUGGUUAUCUUCGAUACAGCAUGGCAACAGGGGAACCUCCUUAUCGGCGGGAGCGGCGGGACGGCGGGUGCGCUUGCACUAACUCGUGGCCAUGGCGGGUCAGGGAGGCAGGCGACGCCGCUGGUCGCUGGGCUGUGGCGGCGGAUGGAGUCACGUCGUCGGUAA